This is a messenger RNA of Gadus chalcogrammus (walleye pollock), 1497 nucleotides long. It is a transcript of the gene fus, whose product is annotated as FUS RNA binding protein. The transcript has 14 exons. Lineage: Eukaryota; Metazoa; Chordata; Actinopteri; Gadiformes; Gadidae. Gene Ontology annotation, biological process: regulation of DNA-templated transcription. Gene Ontology annotation, cellular component: nucleus. The record is from RefSeq and is a predicted model, not a curated record. The coding region runs from base 1 to 1497 and encodes 498 amino acids. Gene Ontology annotation, molecular function: transcription coregulator activity; RNA binding.
AUGGCAUCUAACGAAUAUUCCCAGUCAGCUCCGCAGGGCUACGGCUCCUACGGUGGCGCGGCCAGCCAGAGCUACGGGCAACCCUCCGGCCAGGGCUACAGCCAGCAGGGGGGGUACGGAGGAGGGGGAGGGUACAGUCAGAGCCCAGAGAGUGGCUCUGCCUCCUACAACCAGGGAGGCUACGGCAGCUAUGGCCAGCCACAGUCGGGAGGGUACGGUUCCUCUCCUCCCAGCCAGGGGGGGGGCGGCAGCUACCCGGGCCAGUCCUAUAGCUCCGGGGGCUACAGCGGCGGCGGCGGCGGCAGUGGGGGCGGACAGCCGUCCUCUGGGGGGUACGGCCAGCAGUCGUCCUACUCAGCCUACGGCCAGCAGCCCCCUGCUUCACAGCAGCAGCAGCAGCCCCCCUCCUCCCCCCCUGCAGGCUACGGCGGGAGCGCAACGCCGUCGUCGGCGUACGGCCAGCCGCCCAGCGCGGGGCCCGGCUACGGGGGGCAGGGCGGGGGGGCCUACGGCGGCGGGACUGGCGGCGCUCCGGGCGGGGGCUACGGGGCCAGCCAGCCGCCCCCCCAGCAUGGCGGUGGCGGCGGCGGCGGCGCCCCCUACAACCAGCCCUCGGGCUACAGCUCCCCGGCCGCCCAGAGCUACGGCCAGCAGGGGCAGUACGCCCCCGGCGGAGGCUACGGGCAGGACAGCCCCCCAAUCAGCGGAGGGGGGGGCGGCGGCAGCUACAGCAGCCAGGACAGCGGCUACGGGGGUCCGGAGGGCCCCUCCGGCCGCGGGCCCCGCGGCGGGGGCUACGGCGGCGGGUUCGGGGGUCGCGGUGGCGGCGGCUUUGAGCGGGGCUUCGACCGCGGGGGCCGCGGGGGGCCCCGGGGCCGAGGGGGAAUAGGAAUGGGCGACCGUGGAGGAUUCAAUAAGUUUGGUGUGUCUCAGGGCCGAGAGAGCCAGGACAUGGACAUGGGGGACCUGGCUCCUAUCAACAAGAAGACGGGUCUGCCGAUGAUCAACCUCUACACCGACCGGGACACGGGCAAGCUGAAGGGGGAGGCCACCGUCUCCUUCGACGACCCCCCCUCCGCCAAGGCCGCCAUCGACUGGUUUGACGGGAAGGAGUUCAGCGGGAACCCCAUCAAGGUGUCCUUCGCCACCCGCCGGGCGGACUUUGGGGGCCGGGGGGGCAUGCGCGGCGGGCGCAGCCGUGGAGGACCCGCGGGUCGAGGGGGCUUCGGAGGGGGGCGUGGAGGAGGAGGAGGACCGGGGGGUAUUGUAGGAGGAGGCGGAGGAGGAGGAGGAGGACCCGGUGGUUUCCCAGGGGGCAACGGGGGAGGAGUCGGCAGCGGUGGGAACGGAGGCGGACAGCAGAGGGCCGGCGAUUGGAAAUGUUGCAACCCUGAAUGCAGCAACUUGAACUUCUCCUGGCGCAACGAGUGCAACCAGUGCAAGGCCCCCAAGCCAGAGGGGGCCGGGGGAAUGCCCACCAUGGAAAGAGUCGAGUGA